Macrosiphum euphorbiae (potato aphid) is the source of this 1623-nucleotide messenger RNA. The record is from the annotation of a GenBank genome assembly. NCBI's taxonomy places the organism in Eukaryota, Metazoa, Arthropoda, Insecta, Hemiptera, Aphididae.
AUGACUGCUCACGGCGAGAUAACUUACGCCUUACCCAGUCUGCUGAAAUCGGCUUACCAUGCGUGUAACGAGAUUCAGCGGGAAAUAUACGACGAGCUGGAUAUUCCAGACGUUGACUUGCAGAUUUGUUGCCAGUUGCUAUUACAAAUCAUAAAACUGAACACGGAGAGUGGUGCGUUCGAUUUGCUCGGUGACAGGCGAUCCAUGUUUGACAAGGUGCAACCUUUCAUUGAUGACUCUUCAAUCGAAAUCAUUUGCGAGAAGUCAGCGUAUUACGGGCACAUAGAUUGUUUGAAGUUGGCUCGCGAGAUUGGAGUUCCCUGGUCUCCCCCAUACUACUAUAACUCUCAUGGAUCGGCGUGCGACCAGGCUGCUAGCACGGGUAACUUAGAAUGCCUGAUAUACGCGCAUGAGAACGGUAGUCCCUGGAGCGGUCGGACGUGUCAGUCAGCUGCCUGUGACGGGCACUUGGAGUGUUUGAGGUAUUUACAUGAAAAUGGAUGUGCAUGGUACUCAAACACGUGUUCUGCUGCUGCGGAGUUCGGCCACCUAGACUGUCUGAAGUAUGCACAUGAAAAUGGAUGCCCAUGGGACUAUGGUACUUGUCUUUGGGCUGCGUUUAAAGGAAAUCUGGACUGUCUUAUUUAUGCGUAUGAAAAUAAUUUCCCACGGGACGAACACGUGUGUUAUAAUGCUGCAAAAGGUGGACACUUGAACUGCCUUAUGUACGCGCAUGAAUACGAAGAAGGUCCAUGGAGCGAACACGUGUGUUCGGCUGCUGCGGAGGGUGGGCACCUAGAGUGUCUAAGGUAUGCCCAUGAAAAUGGAUUCUGGUGGGAUGUUAACACGUGUGCUUCUGCUGCACUUGGUGGACAUUUAGAUUGUCUGAUUUAUGCGUAUGAAAAUGGAUGCUCUUGGGAACAACACACGUGUUCUUAUGCUGCAGAUAAUGGGCACCUAGCAUGUCUUAAGUUUGCUCAUGAGAAUGGAUGUCCAUGGAACAAAAAAACGUGUUCUAAUGCUGCGGAGGAGGGUCAUCUGGAAUGUCUAAAGUACGCACAUGAAAAUGGAUGUCGGUGGGACGAAAAAACGUGUUCUCUGGCGGCGAAAAAUGGUCACCUGAACUGUCUUAAGUAUGCUCAUGAGAAUGGAUGUCCAUGGAGCAAAAAAACGUGUUCUAAUGCUGCGGAGGGGGGUCAUCUGGAAUGUCUAAAGUACGCACAUGAAAAUGGAUGUCGGUGGGAUGAAAAAACGUGUUCUCUGGCGGCGAAAAAUGGUCACCUGAACUGUCUUAAGUAUGCUCAUGAGAAUGGAUGUCCGUGGACCAAAAAAACGUGUUCUAAUGCUGCGGAGGGGGGUCAUCUGGAAUGUCUAAAGUACGCACAUGAAAAUGGAUGUCGGUGGGACGAAAAAACGUGUUCUCUGGCUGCGAAAUAUGGUCACCUGAACUGUCUUAGGUAUGCUCAUGAGAAUGGAUGUAAAUGGGACGUACACAGUGCAAGUUUUGAUUCUGUGGAAUUUGGAAACAAGGACUGUCGUGAGUAUGCACUGAAGAAUGGAUACCCUAGAUUCAAGAAUUUAUCAGGGGUUUCUAAAGGAGAAAACCCAAGCUCAUCAAAAUAA